This is a messenger RNA of Fukomys damarensis (Damara mole-rat), 3119 nucleotides long. RefSeq names its product SH3 domain binding glutamate rich protein like 2 (gene Sh3bgrl2). NCBI's taxonomy places the organism in Eukaryota, Metazoa, Chordata, Mammalia, Rodentia, Bathyergidae. Gene Ontology annotation, cellular component: cytoplasm. Bases 69 to 530 code for a protein of 153 amino acids. The record is from RefSeq and is a predicted model, not a curated record. The transcript is spliced from 4 exons.
GUAUUUGCUUUCUAAUAAGAUAAACUAAUAUAGAAACUAGAGACACAGGGCUUUAUGUGUAAUCCCACAUGGAGUUUGGCGGCAUUAGACUGCUGACAGCAGAUGGCUUGUUAGGGUUAAUUCUACCCUCUGUCCUCCUCCACAGUGGUGUAAUGGUGGGGAGUGGCACCGGUAGGAAUUUGUUCACCUGCGACUACAGAGCACCUGGCUACCUUGAACUUCAUCAGAUAAAGGUGUUUUGGUCUCUCCUGAUAAAGAAAAAGCAGCAGGAUGUGGUUAGAUUUCUGGAAGCCAACAAGAUAGAGUUUGAGGAGGUGGACAUCACAAUGUCAGAAGAACAGAGGCAGUGGAUGUACAGAAACAUCCCUGCAGAAAAGAAGCCUGCUCAGGGAAACCCACUGCCACCUCAGAUAUUUAACGGUGACCAAUACUGUGGGGAUUAUGACAGUUUUUUUGAAUCAAAGGAGAGCAACACAGUCCUUUCGUUCUUAGGAUUGAAACCAUGGUCGGCAUCAAACGCAGAAUCCUAGAGGGGAAAACUGGGAGGUGAUGUGACGGAGAUGCAUUUGGAACACCACCUCCUGGUAUCAGCACACACCUGCUUACCUAAUGCAUCACUGUGACGAAAGCCACAUGCACCAUCAGUAACUUUGCUUGCCAUGGAAAAGGUGUUUGGAAGAUGUAGGUGGAAUGGGAAUUGCAUGAUUGCUUUAAACCAAAUCAGGACUGUGUGGGUUUUUUUUUUUCUUCUCAUUUUCAGAUUGCCCUGUAGUUACCCUGCCUGAAACUACUGUUACCUGUUAUAGGUGUGCUUCUUUUAAUACUGAAAUGUAAGCAGGGUACCAUCAGAGAGAAUGCUGGAUCUGCCCCCUGUUGUAGCAGAUGACAGCAGUAUGAUACAAACUCAUUUCUCUGUGGGCUUCCUGGAUCACAUCCUUGACAUUGUCUGCCAUGCUGUUAGAAUCUGAAUGAGAAAGAAAAAAAAUCCAUGUUGAUUGCAAAAGGUCGGCGAAGACUUUCCCUGCGGAACCACAGAUGCCACUUGUGUGGUGCUUUGCCACCACAUCUGUUGAAAGCGCUGUUCCAGACUUGUUUUUGUUAUGUUGGAAACGCUUACCCCCGUGACCCUCCAAACUCCUACACGUGUUUCCAGAAAUCACUGUUGUGAUAUUACAUGAUUGCCACAAGGUCACAGAGAUGAAAAUAAUGGCUAUUUUGGAAAAUAUAUGCUUCUUUAUCUCUUGCAAGGGGAAAAUUUUACCUAAAAACACAAGACUGCUUGAAAGAUAUAUUUUAAGAGGUGCACAAAUUAGAGAGUAAAUUUAUAGGAAAACUGGCAGAUUGGUAUCUGAAGGCAAUUUCUGCUGUAGCAAUUUAUAUGUACAUAAGUGCACAUAUAUUUUUUAAAUGCAGCUCCCCUAACAGCUGCUUGUUCUAUUUUGUGAAGGGAUUCUUUUUUUUUUAUGAGAAAGGAAGAUCCCAGAUAUAUUUUAUGAACCCUUGAUGAAGCAUAUUAAAAGAUACCAAUUAUUGCUGUACAAUUAAAAAUUGUUUCCUAUGUUUUCAUUAUUCUUCUACCUUGCUCGUAUUUUUCUAGUACACAGUCUUGGACUUUUCUGAGUAAUACAGAUACACGUUGUUCUUCCGUAUAAAAGUAGCGUGAAUAUCGGUAGCACUUGUCUGAGGACAGGGCCGUCUAGAAGGUAGCUCUGAAUUGUACUUGACAAGCAGAAUCUCUCCUCCCACUGCAGUGGGUGCUGAUAAACACUGGACCACGUCUGCUUCAUUGGGCAGGGACUACUUUUCUGUGUCCCCACAUUUUUUAGAGUUUGGAAUUACCAAACAUGGGGACAGCCUUGACUAGCAUAAACUCUCCGAGGGUUGACUAUAAUACUCGACUAUUCCAAGCAUCCUGAUGCUAGAGACCUUCUGUUAUGAUCGUGAGAAGGAAAUUUAUGAGAAAAUGAAAGAGGAAAUGAAUUAAAGCCCCCCAUCUCCCACUUCAUGCCUUGCUAGCUGUGGACUAGUCUGUAGAACUUGUUGAAUGCCAGAGCUGAAGCCCCUGAGACUACAGGACUACAAUCAGAAGACCAUGACACAGUUCUUCUCAAACUAGAAUAGAUGCAUGAUCCACAACAUUUUCUCUCCCAGGAAAGUUUUUUUCAGAUUGUGGAUGUUCCUGAUUAGUUGGUGUCAAAGAAAGAUCCAGGUCAAAUUCCAUUUGAUAAAUCCCAGGGACUAUCCAGAAAUUUUAUUUUCCGUAGUGGAUAUUAUGUUUGAGUAUGUGAGUCUUCUGAGAAUACUUAGAAUUUCUUUUUUGGAUGCAGCAAUUUAAAAAAUUGCAAGUUGUAAUUACCCACCUUGCAUUUAUUCUGCUCUUACCGGUGAGUUCCAAGGACCAGUUUGAAAUCUGAUUGAAUCUUUGCAAGUUCUGGGGCCAUAGUAUCAGUACCAACCUUGCUAGACAGAGAGAGUGACCCAGAUUUGUCUUAGUAACUUUUGAAUUAACCACAGUAUACCUGGUAUGAUUAUAUUAAACAUACUAGAUGGAUAGCAGUUCUAACCUACUACAACUUUUAAAUAUCAUCCUCCUACUACAAUUUUUUAUUUUUGGAUCAGCAAAGAAAUACAAGUGAACAGCCUUCAGGGCUUACUGUACUUGUUCUGGUGGGCUGGCACCACGGGGUGGCAUGUCCCAUGGUAGCCAGGCCCCGCGGUCCCACAGUAUCACCCUGUGGGACCACACCGCGGUCUUCCUUGUGUUCUUCUAUCAGCUGGGUUCCAAGCACAAAGUAAUGAUUUUCUUGUUCCCUUUAGCUAGCUACCUUUAUUUAGAUUUUUAUAAUCAUAGUAUUAAAAAACCUAGGGAAGAAGUGGAUUUGCAGGCAUAGAUGUAAUGUCAAGGGCAUUUCCAGGCAGAAUUUUAAUUUUCUGUAGUCAACUUUUGGGGACAAAGGAAGCGUGAUACUAAACAUCUAAUUAUGCCAUUUUAAAAUUAGAUAAAAUAUAGAGUGCCAUCCUGUUAGGUUUAUACAGACAAGAAGAAAAUCAGUUGGGAAAAUUCUUGUUUUUUUCAAAUUCUGGUAUUUUAUUAAAAUCAAAGGGAAGAAAAAGAUAUU